Molecule: messenger RNA, 1754 nt
Organism: Xyrauchen texanus (razorback sucker)
Lineage: Eukaryota; Metazoa; Chordata; Actinopteri; Cypriniformes; Catostomidae
Product: short coiled-coil protein A-like
Exons: 4
Coding region: 183-542 (119 amino acids)
Cellular component (GO): trans-Golgi network
Source: RefSeq, a predicted model, not a curated record
UGCCACACAAGUCUGGUUGGUAUCCUUGGUGAUGGUGAAUAGUUGAGACAAAUGCAGAGCGUUACAGGAAGAGUUAGACAGAGAGAAAGAAAGAGAAAACUACCUUCAUAGAGACAUUAAACGAAAUUGUUCAACAUAUUAAGCUUGUUACCAGCCAUACAGACACAUUUACACACUCGGUCAUGGAGGGUGAUGUGGAUGAAGAUGACGGGACUUUUAUUAACAUCUCACUGGCUGAUGAUUCAGCUGAAGGGGAACGGACAGCCCUGCGCUCCAGACCAGAGGACCAGUACAACACCAUGAACUGUAACAUUGAUGGAGAUAUGGAGAAUCAAGUUGAACAAGAGGAGAGGACAAGACUCAUAAACCAAGUGCUGGAGCUUCAGCACACACUUGAGGAUCUUUCUGCACGUGUGGACGCGGUGAAGGAAGAGAAUCUCAAGCUCAAAUCGGAGAACCAAGUUCUUGGGCAAUACAUCGAGAACCUCAUGUCUGCCUCCAGUGUCUUCCAGACCACCGACACCAAAAGCAAACGAAAAUAAGUGACCAUGUGGAUCAUGGCUGCAUAGUCUGUCAUCUCUUCCCAACAUUCAAACUAAUAUCCAGUACAUCUAAGCUGCUGUUUGUUUUGUAUUUAUUUUUGAUUUUGUUCUGAUGCAUCUAUCAGCAUGGUAUGGGUAAUACUUGAAUGGACUUGAAUGGAACUGUGUUAUGAGGUAUGGAUGCAUGAUGCGUUUCACGAUCAGAAGUAGAACACUACCACAAGGUGUGAUGUAUUACUGUUAUUUUAGCAGGUACAUACAUUAGCAACUUAACUAACUUGUAAUAUUCAACCUUUUCAAAUAUGAGCGAGACAAAGUCUGGUUUUGAAAAGUAUUAUAAAGGAUUAAUACACUGAUAUAUUUUUUCAGCUGUGCUUUUUGCUGUUCAUUACUAAAAGCAAGACACUAAAGCACAGACUCAUUCAAUUUGCAUUAUGUUUUACACCGAUAUGUUCCCAGAUAUGAUAACACGUGAUAUCCCAUGAAUUUUGUUUUUGUGCAUGACUCUGAGCUAACGUCAAUAAGAAGGAUGGUUCUCUAAAUGACAGUGGCAAUAAUCUAAAGGAUGUCUUACCCGGCCCAUUCGUCAUUUAACUUGUAAUCAUACUGCCUUUUAUUUUUACAUUUUACAAUACAGUUUACUCUCUGGCCAUGCUUUCGAUCACCAUGUGUUGAGUUAUGCACUUACAGUGGAAGUCUAUGAGGCAACUGAUGUACACUUGCCCCAUAGCCGUCCAUAAGAAGUGAAAAAACUUGUGGUUAACGGAAGGUGUUGUUUUUAUUGAUUGUAGUUUUUAUUAGCUAAAUAUUGGUCCUUGUGAGUGCUUGUAUAGAUUAAAAAUGGCUCAUGUUGAUAACAUAAGUCUGUCAGUUGUUGUUCUUAUUGGAGGCAUUUAUACUACUAAAAAGUAUAAUCAUUUAAACUUUGAUUCAAAAGAUUGGUACCUGACAUACAAAUGUAAAUCUGACCAGCAAUCUUGGUAAAAUGGAUAAAUCAUACAAAUUCAUUGGUCAAAUAGUAUGGGAACUGAACUGAUGGCUGCAACAUCACAACAUAUUAAUUGGUCUGUUUAAUAUUAUUUUAAAGAAAUUUUACAUUCAUGAAGGUCAUUUAUGUUUGCAAGCACCCAAUGUAAGAUACUGCCUGUUGUAAAAGUGUACAUUUUAUUUUGUACAAUUAUGCCUUUUAAUAAAAAUAAUUUGCCUUUGCAU